GUAACGUAACGACGUAACGACGAAGCGAAUGUAUAUACAAACGGGAAAAUGAUAAAAGUACAAACGUAAAACGUAAACGCGAGAAACGUCUCACUCGCUCGUCAGCUCUCACUCGGUUCGGUUCAGUUAUCUAAAACCUAAAACUAAAUCUAAGACUAAACUGAAGCCCAAGGGAAUCGUCCCGAGACCGUAUUGAUCAAGUAGAAGAUCCUCGAUCGGACAAUUAAGGUGUUGAAAAGAAGCUGAAAAAUAGUGAAAAAUUGUUGCAAAGACCCCUCGAAACAAGUUAUAAGUUAUAUACAUACGCUUCUGUAACAAGAAUCUCCCAGAAUAAACAAAGCCCCCCCACAACAACAACAACAACAACAAAACAACAAACACACACACACACACACGCGAAAUGAGUGUCUGUGAGAGCAAAGCCGUUGUGCAACAGAUGCAGUUGCAGCAACAGGCCGCCGCCGCAGUUGCCGCAGCAGCCGCCGUUCAACAGCAGCAGCAGGCCGCCCAGCAGCAGGUUCAGGCGGUCCAGGCCGCCCAAGCCCAGGCCCAGGCUCAGGCCCAGGCACAGGCGCAGGCGCAGCAAGCCGUCCAGGUCCAGGUCCAGGUGCCCCAGGUGCCCCACCUCACCCCGCAGCAGCAGCAGCAGAGCACACAGAGCAUCGCCGACUAUCUGGCCCAGUUGCUCAAGGACCGCAAGCAGCUGGCCGCCUUCCCCAAUGUCUUCACGCACGUCGAGCGCCUGCUGGACGAAGAAAUAGCACGCGUGCGCGCCUCGCUGUUCCAGAUCAAUGGGGUCAAGAAAGAGCCGCUGACCCUGCCCGAGCCCGAGGGAGCCGUCGUCACGAUGAACGAGAAGGUCUAUGUGCCAGUCCGCGAACAUCCAGAUUUCAACUUUGUUGGUCGCAUUUUGGGACCCCGUGGCAUGACCGCCAAGCAACUGGAGCAGGAGACAGGCUGCAAGAUCAUGGUCCGAGGCAAGGGCUCCAUGCGCGACAAGAAGAAGGAGGACGCCAACCGCGGCAAGCCCAACUGGGAGCACUUGUCCGACGACCUGCACGUCCUGAUAACCGUCGAGGACACCGAGAACCGGGCCAAGGUCAAGCUGGCCCAGGCCGUUGCCGAAGUACAGAAGCUGCUAGUGCCGCAAGCCGAAGGCGAAGAUGAGCUAAAGAAACGUCAACUUAUGGAAUUGGCGAUUAUUAACGGCACUUAUAGGGACACAACAGCGAAAGCUGUCGCAGCUUUCUCAUGCGUUGGCUCUCCUUCUGCUUCUGUUCUGUAUCCCGCAGUGAGCGAUGAGGAGUGGCGUCGCAUGGUGGCCGUAUCCGACACCCGCCUGCUGACUCCCGCCGGAUUGCCGGGCCUGGCCGCCCAGAUCCGCACCACGCCCGCCGCCCCGCUGGGCGCCCCCUUGAUGCUGAAUCCCCGUAUGACCGUCCCGACCACGGGGGCCAGCAUACUCUCCGCCCAGGCCGCCCCGACGGCCGCCUUCGACCAGACCGGAAUGAUCUUCGCUCCGUACGGGGACGCCUACAACUACGCCGCCCUCGCCGGCAAUACUCUGCUCACGGAAUAUGCUGAUCAUAGCGUUGGUCGAUAUAUGCAUGCCGGCUCCGUCUUUUGAACUUCUCUCUAUCCCUCUCAAUAAUUUAUUCCUUGAUCGACAGAGUUAUGAAAACCUAGAGAGGAAAUCCAUUUCAAUUGUUUAGCCUAAAGCUGUAGUUACAGUCACACACCCCACGCCCCACUGAAACAGAGUUAUACACCCACACGAAUGUAUAGACUGUACAUAAACAAUUUUAUAUCAUUACUUAGAGACAAAUUAAACAACAAAUUUAAGAGCAAACGGCAAAACAGCAACCGUGAAAAGCUAAAACAAAUAUCAAAAUAUGAAAUACUCAACCGAAAAAUGAAUUUGAAUCCACAUGAAAUAGAUGAAACACGUUGCUGUCAGAGAAACCGACUUAUUGGUUCUUCUGUAAUUAGAUGUUAGGUCUCAAAACAAGAAACAUUUCUGCAAUAUGCAAUAUUGGCAAAAAUAAGUGAUUUUUAGGCCCUUAAUUUUCGUAGUUCUUUUAAUUAUAUCUUAACUCUUAUUUAUGAUUCGACUUUGAUCGUUUGCUUCUAUGAUUUCCCCCAAGCAUACAUGAGUAUAUUCUAGUUGAGAACAGCAACCAGAGCAGCGACAGCCAAAGCAAGUUGUUGAUUUUCGUUUGGUUUUUUGUUUUUGAUCCCAUAAGUAUUCAAAUUAAUGAGGUCUAAACUUUCAACUUAGUUGCUGAGUUAACAAUUCGUUUUAUCCCGUUCUUUUAUCUUCUGAAUAAUAAGUUUUUUAUUUUAUUUUUUUUUUUAUUGGUGAGAGGGUCGAGUGUUAAGUGCAAUUUAGAUUUAUAGAUUUAUUUGUAGUGAGAGUUUGCGAGUUUAGGGGGACAGUAUUUAUGCACAAAUGUACCUUACGAAUAUAAAAUGAGAAAGAGAGAAGCCGUUUCAAUUUUUCCAGCCAGUGCCAUUUCUCGUCAAAACAGUACUUUGAACAGAAUUGCAGAAAGCUUUUUAAAAAUAUAUCUAUACUUGUAGACGUAACGUAUUUCUUAGAAGAGGAGCCUUGAAUCAAGUUGGUGCUUAAUCAAUUACUCGUAUUUCAAGUUAGUAUCUAAGUUUAGUCGAGGCUCUCCGGCAGCCGUCCAGGACCAGAAAUUGUACGCACGACUAGUCAGCAAGCUGGAAAAAUAACAAACUGCUAUAGGAACAAUGUGGGAACAUUUCAAGGAAUAAGGAAUCGUUGGCAGCCGUUAGCUUGAGGGCUUGAACAUUAUUAGGCUAAGCGGCUUGAAAAUCACUUAUUUUGUGUCAGGAAAUCAGAGAGAUUAAAACAUAUACCGAAUAAAACACAAAAGCGCACACAUUAUAACGACUCAUUCCAAAGAAGCAGAGAAUUUAAAUGUUACAAAGUAAAAAGUAAAAGUAAAAGUUAAAGAAAACAGAAACAGAACACAGGUGAAGAAAUGAUUUUUCCCCCUCAGUUGGCAAUUGGCUUGUAAGCAAAAAGUUCCAGCAAAGGCAGCUAAAGCAAAGCAAAGCAAAAGCAAGCUUCAGUUUGAGCGAGCAUACGUAUAUACAUAUUAUUGUAUAUGUUAUGAUGUACGGAAUAUUUAUUAGACCUAAGUGUAUUUUGUAGCGAAUAUGUUCACACUUAUUUAUACCUAUAUAAUCGAUAUGCAUAUAUAUACAAACCUAUAUCUACAUGUAUCGUAUCGUAUAUUUUAGUAGGCGCCAUUAAGCAGCAGCGUCGUUUGGCGGCUAACAGAGAACAUCCCUAUCAGCGAGCAACGGUCGGAGUGCCAGCCAAGCCGGCGGGUUUCAUUGAGAUACAGUAGAACCUCUGCGACAUAAAAUCAAACAAAACAGAAUAACCCUUUUAUUUCACCAUAUCAACCGAAGCAAUUUUAAAUCCUUUGUUUUUAACUUUAAUUUGCGAUGAAGACCAGAAACCGAGCCGACCAGAUUUGGUUGUCUGACUUUUAAAUUGUUUGAAGCGAUUUAGUUUAAUUUUCCAACUCCCGACAUUGGCUUAUUUAAUUUGAAAUUAUCGAAAACCCGCACCGCUGCUGUAUCUGUAUCCACAAUGAAAUCCCCGUCCGGAAACGUUGGCCAGGCCAGGCCGAUCUGCCCUGAUCAGAGUUCCCAAAAAAAGCAAAAGAAUUGUCAAGCGCACCGCCUCCACAG
Molecule: messenger RNA, 3729 nt
Organism: Drosophila ananassae
Lineage: Eukaryota; Metazoa; Arthropoda; Insecta; Diptera; Drosophilidae
Gene: how
Product: protein held out wings
Exons: 8
Coding region: 401-1627 (408 amino acids)
Biological process (GO): regulation of mRNA splicing, via spliceosome
Cellular component (GO): nucleus
Molecular function (GO): mRNA binding
Source: RefSeq, a predicted model, not a curated record